AUGGCGUUGCUUGUAUACGUGGAUGACAUUUUAAUCACAGGACCAUCUCUUGAUGACAUUGCUCAAGUGAAGCAAUACCUCCAUCAGUUGUUCACUAUUAAGGACUUGGGAGAUGCGAGAUAUUUUCUUGGCCUCGAAAUAGCACGAGGAUCUUCAGGUCUAUACAUUGCCCAGACUAAGUACAUUUUAGACAUUGUGAAGGACACUGGUUUGCUUAAGGCAAAGCAUGCAUCGAGCCCUUUUCCUGCUGGUUUGAAGUUGGCUGCAGGCUCUGGUUCUCCCUUCUCUCGCCUUGAUUCAUAUAGGAGACUUGUUGGCAGAUUGCUUUAUUUGGGUUUCUCACGACCGGACAUUUCAUAUCCUGUACAACAGCUCAGUCAGUACCUCAAUCAUCCCCCUGAUUCUCACUGGAAAGCAGCUUUACAUGUGGUGCGAUAUUUGAAAGGAAGUCCAUCGAAAGGUCUUUAUUUUCCCAAUUCAAAUACUUUUAAUCUUCGUGCGUUUUGUGAUGCAGAUUUGGCCUCGUGUUUGGAUUCUAGACGCUCUCUCACGGGUUAUUGCAUCUUCUUGGGUGAUGCAUUGGUGUCUUGGAAGACCAAGAAACAAUCAACUGUUUCUCGGUCGACUGCAGAAUUUGAGUAUAGAAGCUUGGCAUCAACUGUUUGUGAGCUUCGCUGGGUCUCUUACAUAUUAUCUUAUUUCAAUAUUCCUGUUACGCUUUCGAUUGACUUUUUUUGUGAUAAUAAAGCUGUCUUGCACAUCUUGGCAAAUUCGGUAUUCCAUGAGCGGACGAAACACAUUGAGUUAGAUUGUCAUCUUGUCAGAGAUGCUUAUAAAGACGGGUUUAUUUCCCCUUCUUUCAUUCCUGGUUUUCAGCAACUGAUCGAUGUUUUUACUAAGUCUAUACCACUGAAACCAUUUUUAUCCAUCACUUCCAAGUUGGGUUUGGCUCGUUUGGUCCCAGUCCCACUUGUGGGGAGGCUAUUGGAGUUUAUCAUCCUCAGCAUUCUGAGUUACAGCAGCAGCAGAGUGUGCAUUUGGAGAAACAGGGGCAGCAGCUUGAUAUUGAGGAAGAAGACAUCGGGUUUCUGGACAAAGGCUGAAGAAAGUCGCAUUACUUCAAUGCGUUUCUUUUGUACUGUUGUUUAA
Molecule: messenger RNA, 1149 nt
Organism: Sesamum indicum (sesame)
Lineage: Eukaryota; Viridiplantae; Streptophyta; Magnoliopsida; Lamiales; Pedaliaceae
Source: RefSeq, a predicted model, not a curated record